CGCGCAAGAGAGAAAUUGAUAGUACUACGGAGGAGGAAAAAACGCCAGUCGCUGGGUGGAGCAGUGUCGUCGCGUGUUGCUGCGGGAAACUCAUUCGGUUGAACGCUCGGUUCACUGCAGAUGCAAAUAACGUCGACUAGGGAAGGUGAACGGCGGUAAUGGUGAUCCUGUGCGGGCGUGAGUGAGAGACAGCUCUGGUAGGGACAUGGAGGAAUCCGAAAACGUCCCCUCCGCGCCAGAGGACGGUCUCCUUGCUACCUGGCGCUGGAACAGAAACGCAAGGGAACAGGUUCAGUUGAAGCAGAAGAUCAAAGAUCUACCUGGCUUGCUGAAACACGGUCUACAUUUGAGGAAGAAAAGUCAGUCCCCCGACACCAUCCCUGGGCCGAGCGCAGCACCACCACGACAAAAGACUUGUUCCCAGAGUUUCCCGUGCGCAGGCCGAGCGUUGAGGAACGCCUUCCUGUCCCAUGGACCCUACCCCGCCAAAGACAAGAUCCACCUGGCCAGGAUCAUACGGAGGAGCUAUGUGGGUGUGGAGCUGGUCCAGUGGUUGUUGGAGCAGUGUGUGUUCGUUCAGUGCCGGAUGAUGGGAGCCAGGAUCUGGCAGGUGCUGCUGGAGCUGGGCAUACUACACUCAGUGGACCAGCGCGUGGUGUUUGAGGACUCCAACACCUACUACCAGUUCUCCUUUGAGGAGUGCGAGGAGCGCGGCUGUGACUUCCGCAACGAGGAGGAGUGGCAGAACGGAGUCCGCCUGCUCACACAGCUGGUGCCCUACGUGCAGUUCAGAGUCGUCAGCCCACCUGAGGAGGACCCUGAGGCCAUGAGGGACAUGCGCAGCGAGAUUCUACAGAUGAAAGCUCUGGAACGACUCACAUCUACUGUUCAGAAUGAGUUGGCUGCGGCACUCGCUCGGAAGGCACGGAAGUCAAUGUCUGAGGAGGAGUCAUCGUCGGACACUGCAGAGAGCUCUCCUCAAGAGACGCCCAAGACCCCCAGUGACCCUCAAGCCAAGCAGAGCAGGAUUUUCAGACCGGGGAAAAUUGUGUGUGUGUACUCCUGUCCUAUCCUCCUCGGGGGCGUGUGCUCGGUGCUCCCGCGGCCGGACGAGCUCUCCCGGCUGGAGAUGGUGCAGCGCCUGGCCAAGGACGGAUGCCGCCUGCUCCAGAACCACAGCUACCGGCUGCCCGACCGCACGCAACCGACGGGUGAGGGGGUGGUGCGCGUGUGCCUGAAGGAGAGGGGGCAGGACGUGCUGGUCCUCCAGAGGGUGGCAGCAGAGCGCGGCUCUGGCUCCCCCACUACACCUGGAGGAGUCAAGGAGGAGGAGGGAGACAAGAGGUAUGUGGUGGUGUCCGGAACGCCGCAGAAGAUUCUGGAACACCUGCUGAGCGACCUGCGACUGGACGAGCCGCAGCAAGGCGCCACGGAGAACAGGGAAGCAGAGAUGCUUCUGGAUGACUUCCUCCUGACCUACCUGGUGUUCAUGUCGACGAACGACCUGUGCCAAGCUCUGCUGGGACAUUACUGCACCAAGCGCUGCAAAGGCAAGGAGGAGGGCAAGGAGGCCCUCUACCGGAAGCGCAAGGUACUGCACCUGGUGGCGCAGUGGAGCUCGCUAUACAAGGACUUCCUGAAAGAGGAGGAGAACGUCAAACUCUUCAUGAAGACUCUGUAUCGUUAUGUGCUGGAGGACGUCUAUGAGUUUCCGACCUUGGAAAAGGACCUGAAGGAAUUCCAGUCACUUCUGAAGCGCAGGCACACGGUAGACGAUUACACUCCACACCAGAAGAACAAAGCCCUCUUCCAGCAAUUGAGUCUGAAGGAAAACUGCCUGACGCUCCGCUCUGGAAAUGGUGCGAGCAACGAGACCAAAGAAGUCCUGUGCCGUGUGUAUGUGAGUCCGGACUCCUUUGUGAGUGUGCGUACGCGCUCCACCGUGGUCACCCAGGAGCUGCUGAGGGUGGUGGCCCAGAAGAUGGAGAGACCAGAGGAAGACAUGAUGCUGGGAGCCGUCUCAUACAGCGGAGAGAAGCGUGUGCUGCAGCCUCAUGACAGUAUCUACUCGGAGAGCCUGACGACUCCAGGCAGACUGAUGGCAUGUCGACGGGACCUCAAUGAGAUCAUGCCCCCCCUGACUGAGUGUCCAGAGCUGGGCCAGAGACCGGUGCGUCUGCUGGCCUUGAACACGUGGGACGUGGCGGUGGCGCUCACCAACUUUGACUGGAGCCUCUUCAACUCCAUACACGAGCAAGAGCUGAUCUACUACACACUGAGCCGCCAGGCCAGUAGCCGCCACACGGUGGCGCUGGAGGUGCUUCUGCAGCGCUGCAACGAGGUGCAGCAGUGGGUCAUGUCUGAGAUCCUGCUCUGCCACUCGCUGGCCAAGCGCGUCCAGCUGCUCAAGAAGUUCAUCAAGAUAGCCGCACACUGUAAAGCACAGCGGAACCUCAACUCUUCCUUUGCCAUCAUCAUGGGCCUGAACACUGCGGCGGUCAGUCGCCUCAACAUCACGUGGGAGAAGGUUCCUGGGAAGUUCAAGAAGCUGUUUUCAGAGCUGGAACUCUUGACGGACCCAUCCAUGAACCACAAGGCCUACAGAGAUGCCUUCAGGAAGAUGAAGUCCCCUAAGAUUCCAUUCAUGCCCCUGCUGCUCAAAGAUAUCACGUUCAUUCAUGAGGGAAACAAGACAUUUCACGACAACCUGGUCAACUUUGAGAAACUGCACAUGAUUGCAGACACGGUGCGUCUCAUUCGCCACUGUCAAACAGAGCAAACAGGCAAUGAGGGCACCCAGAACUGCAGUCCGGAGGUGAAAGCCAGUAUCCACUACCUGCACAUCAUAGACAAUCAGCAGACUCUGUUUGAGCUGUCACACAGACUGGAGCCCCGAGCAUGAAAAACAACAACACAUUGCCCCCUGCUGGACGUUUAGUGUAAACACCACUUGGUGGCACCACCAACCUCACGUUUGUGUACAAAAAGCACCCACCACCCCUGUGUUGAACAUAUCACACGGCCAAUAGGAAUAGCUCCUCGCUGAAGACGGGACUCGAGCAAAUUCCAUAUGACUGACAGAAGACGCCAACUCACGACUGAAGAGAAAAGAACUCAUUUUGCAUUUUCGUCAUCAGUAUUUUUGCUUUGUUUGUUUGCUGCCAUUUUGAAGAGAUCCUCUCAAAAAAAACAAAAAACUCUUCUCUGCUCUCCGCACCUAAAGCCAAUCCCACAGACCUCAGUGAGGAGGAGAGACAGGGAGAGAUGCCAUGGAACAGCCAAUGUUUCCAACACAUGGAAAAUGUGCUCAGUCAGUCACCAGCUUGGACACGGUCUGAAUCUGAAGACCUUUUCACAGGACAUUUAUUUGCAGUGAGGAGGAUCAGAGGUCGCUCUGCCCACUCCAAGAACACGACACAACAAAAAACACUAAAAGUAGUUGACGAAAGUGCAGCAAAACAGAAACACUGAACAGAGCUACAAAAUUGCUGCACAGAUUGGGGAAACCUUCUGCUGUCCAUUUUUGAUGUCGAAACAGUCUAACAGUCACUCACCACUAACUCUUUUUCAUCCCUUCAUAGAGUUUUGCUUUUAUUUGAUGGUUUCACUGUAUGGUUUUCUUCACACCACUAAGCACUGAUACACUAGUCCCCAUGAAGGUGGGAAAUGUGGCAUGACGUGUAGAAUCAGAGGAUAGCAAUGCAAUUGGGGGAGGAGGGCCCACGGCCUGUAACACACAGGUGCAUCGUCUUCACUUCUUUGAAAUAUCUUUGAGGCACAGAAAGAAAAUCUGUCACUUUUUUUUUGGUGGUGCACUAGUCAAAGUGUAACAUGUAAAUGCGUUGCCCCCACCGGCUGAUCAUCGGAUCCCCUGUGUGCAUGUUCAGUGAACCGUUUCAUGUCGCACCCCCACCCCACCCCACCCCCAUUUACAUUUUUGUACAAAGACAUAUGUAUAUUUGUAUACAUAGAUGUUGUUGCUACAGGAGGCCGCUGGCAGUGUUAUAUUUCACAGAUGGGUCAACCGCGUUCUUUGCCAGGACUUGGGGGGUUGUGUGUGACAAGCAAGGGUUGGGUGAGUGUGUGCAUGUGUGCAACACAGUGUUCAUUCAGCACUUAGUGAGUCCAAUUAGACACAUGUGGUGUUGAUUCUGCUUGGUGUGAGUGUUGAAAUAACACUGUUCAAUUUACUGUGUUUAUGUGUGUGUGGAAGAGG
Messenger RNA from Engraulis encrasicolus (European anchovy), 4216 nucleotides. It is a transcript of the gene rapgef5a, whose product is annotated as Rap guanine nucleotide exchange factor (GEF) 5a. Gene Ontology annotation, molecular function: guanyl-nucleotide exchange factor activity. Gene Ontology annotation, cellular component: plasma membrane. Gene Ontology annotation, biological process: positive regulation of GTPase activity; Ras protein signal transduction. Bases 206 to 2902 code for a protein of 898 amino acids. The transcript has 32 exons. The record is from RefSeq and is a predicted model, not a curated record. NCBI's taxonomy places the organism in Eukaryota, Metazoa, Chordata, Actinopteri, Clupeiformes, Engraulidae.